GCACCGAUAUGCCUGUGGAUUGAGAUGCCCCUCGUUUUUUCUUCUUGUCGCUUUUCCCUUCCUGAUGCGCUCAAGUAAUCCAUACGGUUUUUGUUUUCUUCUUUGCGCUCCUCCGCUGUCGCACAAAUAUAUAUAUAUAUAUAAAGACUCUCAUUUUCCUGAUGAGGUAGGUUUCUUUGGCGCUUUGACGUUGCUUGGCACACCUUCGCUGUGUGACUUUGUUGCUGCUGCGGCGAUGUAAGGUAAAAGAAUUUGAGUUGUGGUUACGAUACAGCACCACUGCAAUAGCGGGCUUGUUGGUCUCUCAUUCGCUUGCCGGCUACCCGUGAGUGCGAGAUUUGGGUUCACUGCUGCAGAGCCUCGUCUUGCAACAGCAAAAACACAAAGUAAGUAAUCGAGCGACAAAGCAGGGAAAAGAAGAAGACGUCUUACACAACAACAUAGGAUACCUAAUGGUUCCUGGGGAAAGGAGAUGCAAGCUCUUUCUUCCCCACAAGGCAAAGCUCUUUCAUAACGGUGAGGGACUGCUUCUUUUUCAGUGGAUCUUUGUCUCGUGCUGGCCGGGCUGAUGAGUCCCCAAAGUGUCACGUCUCAUGUUGUAAAGGAUGCCAACAAGAAUAAUACUAGUAGGCGAACUUUAUCAUCUCAUACUCGUCGCGUUUACUUCCUUCUUUUCCUCUCCUUCUCAGAUUUCCCCCCUCCUUCGCACACACUCGCCUCUUAUUUUGGAAAAGCUCCAACGGCUUCACCUUAUCUCGCUGUGUAUCUCUUUUUUUUUCUUUUUACAUUGUCUUUCUGUUCUAUUUAGCUGACUUCUUUUCAUCAUAAAAGGUAUCCCAGCCUGUACGCAUCGCAUUUUCUCCUGUGCUUUUUCUCUCUUAUCCUAUAUCAUUACCUUAUAUAUAUCUCCGCCUCAAAGCGUCGAAACUUAAACGCCUCCAAACAAAAUACAAAAUGCCCGCUCCUGCCGCUCACACCCUCUUUGGCCUCGCUGACCUGAAGGUCAACGCGCGCUUUCUGUCCAACGUCGCCUUCAUGGCCUCUGCCGAUAAGCCCGUGGAGACGCCGACACUGAUCGGCGACUACGCCAUGAGCGAGAUGUGCGUGUCGAAAGCCGAGACGGAGGAUCUAAAAAUGUACCUCGGCACCCUCCGCAGCGAUGGCCAGAAGAAAUUCGUUAGCCAGGUCGUGGAGAAGCUGCGUGCCGCGGCCGCGCAGACCCGCAACCGCGCCGUUGCCGCCGCCGCCGACACGAUCGAGAGCGACUUUGCGCACUUGGCGAAGGUGUUCUUCCUGCGCGUGCGCUCCUACGAGGUGAUCAAAGUCUCCGCCGAUAAGUCGGUUGGCCGCAUUGUGUGCUUUCCGGAUCAGAUCUCCGACGACUACGGCAACAACCUGGAGGAGCACAACGAGACAGGCAUCAUCCAGAGCCUCGUCGACCGCUCCCACAACGCGGACAAGCUGCCAACGGUGUACGUGGGACACGGCCACGGCGCGGCCAUGGCAGAGGUCUGCGGCUGCGCGACGGGGCGUCAGUCCAUCAUCUUCGACGGCAGCAUCCUCUCCACCCUGCUCGUCUUGAAUGCCGUAACACACAAAUGCGUGCUGUCGGAGCCGGGCGACGAUGACGUGCCGCACGAGUUCAACUUGAUGAACUACCGCACCGAGGCAACCAUUACCACGCAGGACGCUAUCAUCAAGCCCAUCCAGACAGCCGCUGAGGAGGUCCUCGCGGAGGAGAAGGCAGAGGAAGAGGCGGCUGCGGAGGAGGCCAAUAAGAACGGCGGAGGGAAGAAAGAGGAGAAGGCGGACGCCGAGAGCAAGAAGAAGGAGGAUGAACAGCAGAAGGCCGCUAUGGCGUGGUUUGACAACCGAGUGUGGCACAAGAUCGGAGGCAUCGUCAGCCCCGCCGCGAGCAACCACUUCGAGCGCACCGGCCGCUACAACGCGAAGGCGCUUAGCGACAUGCUGCUGGACUACACCGCCUCCGUUCGCCCCGCUGAGGAUCCUUUCAAGCAGGAGUAG
Messenger RNA from Leptomonas pyrrhocoris, 2025 nucleotides. RefSeq lists its product as hypothetical. The record is from RefSeq and is a predicted model, not a curated record. NCBI's taxonomy places the organism in Eukaryota, Euglenozoa, Kinetoplastea, Trypanosomatida, Trypanosomatidae. The coding region runs from base 955 to 2025 and encodes 356 amino acids. The transcript has a single exon.